Capronia coronata CBS 617.96 is the source of this 1704-nucleotide messenger RNA. RefSeq lists its product as uncharacterized. The coding region runs from base 1 to 1704 and encodes 567 amino acids. The transcript has 4 exons. NCBI's taxonomy places the organism in Eukaryota, Fungi, Ascomycota, Eurotiomycetes, Chaetothyriales, Herpotrichiellaceae. The record is from RefSeq and is a predicted model, not a curated record.
AUGCAGAUCGUCAGCCUGCCCCAACUGUCUCAUACCACCUUGAGUGAGCUUCAAGAUGGCCUUCAAUCGGGCGCCUUCACCUCGGAAGACUUGGUGCGGACUUACUUGAAGCGAAUCGAGGAGGUCAACGACAGGGUGCAUGCUGUUGUGGAAGUCAACAGCAGCGCGGUAGAGACUGCCCGGGCUCUUGACGAGGAGAGACGUCUUCACGGUCACAGAGGGCCAUGGCACGGGGUACCAGUUCUCAUCAAAGAUAGCAUCGCGACAACCGACAUGGAGAACACAUCUGGCUCAUAUGCCUUGUCAGGGGCUACCAUCGACCGUGACGCUUCUGUCGUUCAGAGACUUCGCGCCGCCGGGGCCAUCGUCCUGGGCACGACCAAUCUAUCACAAUGGGGCAACGCCCGAUCGUCCGAUGCCAACAACUCCUACAAGUCACAGUCGUCCAACGGAUGGAGUGCUACAGGAGGUCAGACGUACGGUGUCUACCACGUCAAACAAGAUCCUUCGGGGAGCAGCAGCGGGUCGGCGGUCGCCACCAGCCUCGGAUUAGCACUGGCAGCUGUAGGGAACGAGACGGACGGCAGUAUCAUUUGCCCCGCGGGAAGAAGUGCCGUUGUGGGCAUCAAGCCAACCCCCGGUCUCACCCCACGAGAUCUGGUCAUCCUUCCGAAACGGAUUGGCACGGUCGGAGUCAUGGCACAGACUGUGGAAGAUGCAGCCGCGCUUCUCACUGUCAUCGCUGGAGCAUGUCCUCACGAUCGCCGAACCGAGGAAAUCCCUUUCGAUGAGAUUCCCGAUUAUCGCAGCUUCUGCCGCCGGUCGGCCUUGCGAGGGGCACGCAUUGGCAUUCCUCGAAAUGCAUUCCAGAACAACGACGGGAAUGUGGUUGACGCGGUCGAACUGGCAGCGCUCGAGGAAACCAUCUCGAUCAUGGCGAAAGCAGGAGCCGUCAUUGUCGACCCAGCCGAGUAUCCCGAGUACGCGACGUUCUUUGCGAAAUCACCGUCGAUGAAAGCCGUUUACAACAACGCGGACUGGAAAGCUCAAUUUGAGGACUAUGUGGCGCGGCUGACCAAGAACCCGCAGAACAUUCACACCAUUUCCGAUCUCGUCGAAUUCACCAAGACAUGCCCGGCAGAGGAAUACCCUUCACGCAACAUCGAUGGGCUUCUCCACAUCGAGAAGGCGCUUUCAGCCGACGACCCUUCAGUCGAAGCCGCGUUCGAACAAGUCCGUCAAUGGGCGAUGGAAGGAUGUAUCCAGGGUGCGGUUCAGCGGCAUCAGCUUGACGCAUUGAUCCUUCCUUCGGGCGUCAGCACCACCGUAGCGGCGGCUGCAUGCUGUCCUGUGAUCAAUGUGCCAUGGGGAUACUACCCAAAGGGCACUCCGCUGGUGUGGAAUGGCCGCGGGAAUCUGCUCCUCCGGCACGAGAACACACCAUUUGGGUUGAGCUUCAUUGGACUUCCAUUUACCGAGCACAAAUUGAUCGCAUAUUCUUAUGCCUUUGAACAGCUGACCCGUGUCCGAGAUCGGGGAAAGCAAUACAUCACGCCUACGACCGAGCUUGACGAUGUGCUCGAUAGCAGCAGUACCAACAAUACCGAGUGGCAAGAUCUUCCCACGCAGGAAAAACAAAUUCCCGGCAGCAAUAUCCGCAUUCAUCUACACAUGACUGCCUCACAAGACACGGUCAAUGUGUAG